Molecule: messenger RNA, 2437 nt
Organism: Eurytemora carolleeae
Lineage: Eukaryota; Metazoa; Arthropoda; Copepoda; Calanoida; Temoridae
Product: serine/arginine repetitive matrix protein 1
Exons: 10
Coding region: 1-1944 (647 amino acids)
Source: RefSeq, a predicted model, not a curated record
AUGAUUUUAGUUGUUGAGGACUUUGUUUUAGGGUUUUUUCUGCUGAAAUGGGGAAAAUUGAUCUUUUCCCCAUUUUUUAAAUGGCCCCCUAACCCCACAAGGGCGGGGAUAAUUCUGAAAAUUUACACCCCUGGGACUCCGGACUGGUACAAUGAAGCUGAAAGCAAAUCUUUAACUUUUUUUAUUUCGAAUUUUGAUUUUUACUUGUUAUUUUUCAGUGAGAAGUACAAGAAGUCGUUAAGUCCUCUCUUGGAUAUUCUGAAGGAUGAAGAACUGAAAAAGAAAUUAAAACUGCAUUUACGAGGAGAAUCCAAGGCCGGGGAGGAGAAGAAGAAAAAAAAGAAGAAUAAGGUUAAAAGUGAAUCAAGAUCUCCCAAUUCAGAACCUGAGAAACCUAAGAAAAGUAAGAAGGAGAAGCUUAAAGGAAAAUCAAAGAACGGCGCUGCAGGCUCCGAUACCAUCGAGGUUCUCAGCAGUGAUGAGGAUCAGAAGAAGAAGAAAAGUAAGAAAAAGACGAAGGAAGAUAAACUGGAAGACUUGAAGACGGAAGAUAAAUCCUCAAGGAAGCAGAAUUCACCACCUAAAUGGGAUGAAGUCAAGAAUUCAUCCCAACGAAGUGAUUCUGCUAGAAGGGGUCAUGAUAGGAGGCGUGACAGUUCUCCUAGAAAGCAAGACUAUUCUUCAAAAAGACAUGACGAUUCUCCAAGACGAAGAGACGAUUCUCCAAGACGAAGAGACGAUUCUCCAAGACGAAGAGACAAUUCUCCCAGGCGGCGUGAUGGUUCUCCAAGAAGGAAGGACGUAUCUCCAGUUCGUCGAGACUCCUCUCGCAAGAAGGAAUCCUCCUCCCGUAGACGCGAUUAUUCUCCGUCGCCAAAACGUAAAAGUUCUCCGUCUCCACUUCCAAAGAAAACAAAAUCCCCAACUAACCUCAGGAAAAACGUUUCGAGUAAGAAUGUUUUUGAUGAAGAACCUAAACCGAUCCCAAGUAAAGGUAGUGUGUUUGGACGUCUGGAACUACCAAAACCACCCAAGUCAGGAGGUUUAUGGAUUCCCACUGGAGAAGAUAGUCUUAGAGAAUCUAUUAACAAAGCAGUUUCAAAAAUGGAAGAAAGUAGGAAGAAGUAUGCCAAGUCAUCAGUUGACCCCCCGAAGUUUGAUCCACAUAAGAAGAUAAGUAUGAGCUCAGAGGCUCCACCGCCUGCGGUAGAUUAUGAUGUUACCUACGAUCCGAAAAUAGGAAUGUAUAUAAGAGUUCCUAAGAUUCAAGUUAAGGAGAAGACUCCCCCCAGAACUCCUCCUAAGACCAAAGCCCAGAAGGUUGCGAGUAAGAAGAGUAGGAUGGAUCUGGAGAAUGAGAAGAAGGAGUUCUCCGAUAUACAAGUUAUCCGACCCAAACCACCAGUACAAGAGGAGAGAGUAGUCAGGUCCCUUGCUUCACCACCACGAAGUAAUCGUAAAGAUCACCAUUCUUCAGAUCGUCGAAGAAGCCGAAGUAGAUCUCAUGGCCGACGAAGCAGGUCACGUGGCCGAAGAAGCCAGUCUCGAUCAUAUGAUAGAAAGAAUGGAGACCGGAGAUCUGGAGAUAAACGGUAUGAUGAUGAUGGAAGACGGACCGAAGGCAAGAUAGAUUCUAAAGGAACAACUCGAUAUGAUUAUGAUUCCCAGAUCACAGAUAUGAGGGAGGAGACUCAACGGUUAAAGAAGGAGCGGGAAGCUAUUGAAAGGGAAAAGGCGGAAUUAAUGGCUUUGACCAGAGGAGAAGGGAACAGAGAAGAAUUCUCUGGUCUUGAGAAUGUAAUGGAUACAGUGCUUGACGAUGUGGGGUCUAAAACCAAGAAACCAGUAUCAGCUGCUGAGCCGGUCAACAUCAAACAGUUCCUGGAGAAGAAGAAGGCGGAAAAGGGGAGCUCCUCUUCCUCCUCUUCAAGAAAGGAGAAAUAAAAAUUUGAAAUAAAUAUUUGGAAAAGAUAUUCGUAUGUCCUAGCGGCAACCCAUGUUUCAGAGUUAGGUCCCUUUCCCAUCCAAAGACUUCGGCGCUUUUGGUUCAGAAUGUGAUCUUAUCUAGCCUUACCUAUUCAAAACUGUUGAUUUAUCAUGUUUCGGAAGGAUUUAGGAUUUUUCUUUGGAAAGUUUCUCCUGGGGAGUUUUCCGUAGCAAGUUUCCCUUGGGAAGUUUUCCAAUUGAAAAUUUUCCCAUUUUAUUUUCCUUUCUUCAAUCUUAGUGAAUAUUUCUGUAAUCUGUAUACAUUCUCUCGAAAAGAUAUUCGUAUGUCAUAGCCGCAACCCAUGUUUCCCAUCCAAAGACUUCUGCGCCUUUGGUUCAGAAUUUGAUCUUUUCCAAUUAAAAUUUUUCCCAUUUUAUUGUCCUUUCAGCAAUCUUUGUGAAUAUUUCUGUAAUCUGUAUACAUUCUAAUAAAUUUUCAAUGUGUUUUUUA